GGGUGCACUACAACUCAGAAUUGUAGUCUGUUCAGAAGUCGAUGUUCUAUGGAGGUCUGCGCACGGGUGACGCGAGACGCUACUCAGCUUUUCUUCAUGUCUGCAUCCUCGCUAUCGGACUACGGUAUGCCGACAAAAGUGAUCCUGGAAUCCAGGAGUUUAUUGGUGAUGCUUCCGAGUCCGUCAUUCAUCAGAAAGCUUUGUGGAUUGCAAGAUAUGAGGCGGAAGGCCGAUGCGAUGUUCCCGCAAUCCAAGCCCUUCUGCUUCUUGGGGACCUCAAAUUUGGCGUUGGAAGGUAUAAUAGUGGAUGGAUGUAUGCUGGCUUGGCGUCUCGACUAUGUUUCGAUAUCGGGCUUCACCAGGAGCGUUCAGAGUCAAAGCUUUCAGAAGAAGUGGUGCACAUGCAUCAUAUGGUAGUAUAG
This is a messenger RNA of Mytilinidion resinicola, 422 nucleotides long. RefSeq lists its product as uncharacterized. The record is from RefSeq and is a predicted model, not a curated record. Gene Ontology annotation, molecular function: zinc ion binding; DNA binding. The transcript has 2 exons. Lineage: Eukaryota; Fungi; Ascomycota; Dothideomycetes; Mytilinidiales; Mytilinidiaceae. The coding region runs from base 42 to 422 and encodes 126 amino acids. Gene Ontology annotation, biological process: DNA-templated transcription.